AAUAUAGAAUUGCAAUGGUAGUUGGGGGUUGGGUGAACCAUGAAGAUUAGUGAAGAAGGCCCUCCUCCACAGCCACACUGAAGUGAGCUCAAAUUCUUAUAAUAUAUGGAUAUUGCUGUCCUUGCCCAGAGGCAGCGGCGGCUAUGUCACUUAACGAUCUGGAAACUUCUGUUGAUCAUUGGAAUCGUAGUAAUUGCUGGUUUGGUCGUUUCUCAGUGUUUUGCUUUUGCACUUCUCUAUGGCAGAACAUUUUCUUUAUAUCCCUCUAAUAAGGUUUCAAUAGUUAUGGGGGUUCGCAAUGCCACAGUUUUAAGCAGUUCACAAUCAAAUAAAUCUUUUGUUCUUGAUGAUACUUCUGGUAAAGAAACUGGGUAUGAGAAAGAAACAAAAGAACCAGAUAAACGCAAUGAUCCAGCUGCAGUUAACAAGGUCAAGGAUUUCAAACUUGAGAAAGAUGACCCUAAAGCAAGCACAAAGUUAACAUUGAGCAAUGUUCAAAAUCAAGCUGGUAUCUUGUCAAUUGUAUCACAAAGAAUUUCUACAAAGGGCAUGGGAAGCUCUGAUGCAGAUUCAAGGACUUUAGACUCAUUAAUUGCUGACAAGAAUUCUGUAUCUUCAGUGCGCAACGUUAAACAAACUGAGGGAUGCCAACCCAAGGAUAGAAAGAUGAAGCCACUGCAACUUGUUUCCAUCACCUUCAACAAUAAUUCUACAAUGACAAGUAUUUCUAGUUCGGUAUUGAAGAGGUGGGAGAAGCCGCCAAUAUCCAUAUCUCAGAUGAACUCAAUAUUGCUUAACGGUCAUGUGUCUUCUCAUUAUGCGAGACCAAGGUGGUUUUCUGUACAUGAUCGUGAACUCCUAUCCGCAAAAUUACAGAUUGAGAAUGCUCCUGUGAUAAGGAAUACACCAGGGCUUUAUGCUUCUCUUUUUCGAAAUGUUUCUAUGUUUAAAAGGAGUUAUGACUUGAUGGAACAUACACUCAGAAUUUAUAUCUAUAGGGAAGGAGAAAAGCCCAUAUUUCAUCAGCCACGGAUGAGGGGAAUUUAUGCCUCAGAAGGAUGGUUUAUGAAACUGAUAGAGGGAAAUAAAAAAUUUGUUGUGAAGGACCCCAGAAAAGCUCACUUGUUUUACUUAUCCUUUAGUUCACAAAUGCUGAGGACUGAACUUUCUGGAAAAAAUAUACACGGUCAGAAGGAUCUAGAGAAACAUCUGAAGAACUAUAUAGACUUGAUUGCAGGAAAAUAUCAUUUCUGGAACAGAACUGGUGGGGUAGAUCAUUUUCUUGUUGCUUGUCAUGACUGGGCCUCCCAAGUCACAAGGCAGCAUAUGAGUAAUUGCAUCAGAUCUCUUUGCAAUGCCAACGUUGUGAAAGGCUUUAAAAUAGGGAAGGACAGUACUCUGCCAGUUACAUAUAUACGUUCUGUGGAGGACCCAGUAAAAGAUCUUGGAGGUAGACCUCCUUCACAAAGAUAUAUUCUUGCCUUCUUUGCAGGAGGCAUGCAUGGUUAUGUUCGACCAAUCCUGCUGCAGUACUGGGAAAAUAAAGAACCUGAUAUGAAAGUUUUUGGUCCAAUGCCACGUGAUAUCGAAGGCAAGAAAAUCUACAGGGAGUACAUGAAGAGCAGCAAGUACUGCAUCUGUGCCAGGGGUUAUGAGGUUCAUACACCUCGAGUAGUUGAAUCCAUUUUUUAUGAAUGUGUCCCAGUCAUAAUUUCUGAUAAUUAUGUGCCUCCUUUCUUUGAGGUGUUAAACUGGGAGGCAUUUUCAGUGUUUAUUCAAGAGAAAGAUAUCCCAAAUUUGAGAAACAUUCUGUUGUCAAUCCCACAAGAGAAUUACCUUGCAAUGCAGUUGAGAGUAAAAAAGGUGCAAAAGCAUUUCCUUUGGCACAAAAAGCCUGUGCAGUAUGACUUAUUUCAUAUGGUGCUUCACUCAGUAUGGUACAAUAGAGUUUUUCAGAUAAAACCCCAGGGGAUAGUGUGACAAGAGUUCUUGAUAUUGGAAAAGAAAGAAGAUAAGCCCAAUUAUAGAUUAACUGGUAAGACCAGGGCAAAACAAGACAAAAUGCAGAAACAUGGGAUGUAACUCAAGUAUGCCAAUACAACCACUUCUAUGCCAUUGUGAUCCAAAUGAAACUGACAGUUGAAAUGUACAGAGCUUAUGGCAUGAGCACCAUCUUUGUGUAAUCUGCCUCUUAGUUGUCACUCUUUGAUCAAUUUUGUUAAAAGCUUGUUGCUAUACUCCUGUUAAUUGGAUAUAAAAUUCUUAGCUCCAAUGUGAUUCUA
Messenger RNA from Quercus lobata, 2282 nucleotides. RefSeq names its product probable glycosyltransferase At3g07620. The record is from RefSeq and is a predicted model, not a curated record. NCBI's taxonomy places the organism in Eukaryota, Viridiplantae, Streptophyta, Magnoliopsida, Fagales, Fagaceae. The coding region runs from base 106 to 1980 and encodes 624 amino acids. The transcript has 5 exons. Gene Ontology annotation, molecular function: glycosyltransferase activity.